This is a messenger RNA of Rotaria sp. Silwood2, 735 nucleotides long. The record is from the annotation of a GenBank genome assembly. Lineage: Eukaryota; Metazoa; Rotifera; Eurotatoria; Philodinida; Philodinidae.
AUGGUAUCGAGUACUUAUAAUUCUAACAGUACUCCGCUAUCAGUUUUCCGUAAUUAUCAUCAAUUAGUACCGAAUAGUUUUAGUUCUGUAUUUUUAAAUAUUAUUUCAUCACCAACAUCACUAACUUUAAUGAAUGAUAUGGAUAAUCUGCUAAUAUUCAACCUUACACCACCAGGCUUCUUUCCACCAAUAACAGAUACAGGAUCAGUGCCUUUGAUUACAUCCGAAGAAGCAUGUCUACUUGGUAUGUAUAAAGAUCAAUAUGGUAUCAAUGACUGUAUCCUUUGUCCAACUGGCACAAAAAAUCUUGGCAAUUCUUCAAUUAAAUGUUUAAGUGGUCCUUCAUGCGAAGAAGAAUUAUAUAAUUUGAAAAAAUUUAAUGCUUUUCAAUCUUUUUCAAAGAAUGGAAAUAUUCUAGCACAAACAUUAUAUGUGGGUCUAUCACUAACAAAAGUCAUCAAUGAAACAGUACCGAUGAAAGGCGAAGAGAGCAACUAUAGUGGUAUCUACAUAUUUACAUCGAAAAUUAAAUCAGAUAACUUAUAUGUUUCAAAAGACCAAUAUAUUCAAUCAACAUCAAUGGAGACCGUAUUAAAAAUUGAUAUAGAUGAAACACCGUUCUAUAUCAAAACCGUACAACAACCAAUAGCUAGAUACGCCCAAAUUAUAUUUCGUACCAUUCUAUUUACUAUAGUUUGUUUGGAAAUAUUUGGUGUUGUAUUCCUAUUGUGCUAG